GGACCCAGAACCGAAGGGAAGUCUUAAACCCACCGUAAAACUAAAACCAUUGCCUUCCAGCCUCUGCUGCUUUUCCCCAGACGAACCGUUCCCGCCACACCCAAGAGAGAUGGUGGAACUAGAGGCAAAGAGCUUGAGGAAGGCGGUGGUUCCAUCCACUCUCAUAGAGAACCCAUCUCCAGGAAACAUCCAGUCCACUCGUCUGGCUCUUCAUGUCAAUCAGGAUGGUUCUUCUUGCUGGGUCUACAUAGCCUCCGGCUGCAACAUCUAUAAACUCCAGAUUCCGCUGGAAGUUUCUUUGCUUAGCAAGGGGAAAGAAGGCCUGCUUAUACCUGAGCAAAUUGAGGUUCUAGACUCUUUCUUGGUUAACCGCUGUCCUCAUCGUUCAGAAAUUCAGAGUAUUGUUCUUGCCGAAACUGAAAACACUAGUUACUCAGUGUUAGGAAGUGUGGAUUCAUACGGCCACCUUAUUGUUUCUAAACUGGAUGCUGCUGGUAAAGAUGUUGACAGGAUUACCUACUCAGUGUUGCCUCAAGAUAUUGAUAUUGGAGAAGGCAGCUGGGCUGGGCUUUGCUUCAGUCCCAGUCAAUGGUCCAUGGCAGCUGUUGCACAUAGCUUCUGCAAAACUGUUGAUGUUUAUGAUCAGGAUAUCCAUCUUCGAACUUUACGUACACUCUGGUAUCCAACUUCAUUGAACUUCAUACAGACUCUAGGAAAUGGGAAUGAGAGUUCUAUAUUAGCUGUGACUGAAGGCUGCCAGCUUACUAUAUGGGAUUUGAGAAUGAAAGAAAAUGGUGGUUGUCUGCAGCGUAUUUGUGGUUCUGUUGGAGAUAUUUUAUAUGCUGUCUGUAGUUCCUCAACUGGUAGUAUUGCAGUGGGUGGAACCGAUCGUACUGUCACCAUUUAUGAUCCCCGCAGAUGGGCAGCACUCUCAAGAUGGGUGCAUUGUUCAAAAUAUGAGAUUACUGGACUUGCUUUCUCAUCUAUUGACUCAAAUUACAUCUACGUACAAGGGGUAGACUUUGAGGUCUUUUGUGGACAGUGGAGAGAAAGUGAUAAGGUCUUUUCAUUUCGAGGGGAUUCAAAUUGGCUCGGGUUUUCUAAGUGCUCCAGCAGGGAUGUAUUGGGUGGAUGGUGCGACUCACGUAGCAUCUUUGUGGUUGAUGCUGCCACAAAAAUGAGUGAAGUAAACGCUUUGGAAGAUUUGGGUAAUGGGAGUUCCCUAGAGACAGUACAGCAUUAAAUAAACACUCUAGAAGAACACUAAACUGUCAACAACUUUUGUUAAUUUCACUUUUGCUUCAAUCACCAUGCAGUCAAGCAUUCAUUCACUCUUUGCCUAAGUCAAGCCAUUUAAUUGAUGGCAUACAAUCCACUGCAUAGGGUAAACUAGUACAUUGAUUACUUUACGCAUUUCUAUCCAGAAGUCUAGCAUUACUUUAGGCUUUAAUGUAUGGAAUAUUACAUGCAUCAUAUACUGUGUUUUAAAUAUCAAUCCCUAAUUUAAUAUUGUAAUCUACAAGUAGCUAUUGCACUGCUCCUUACUCUUCUUGGUGUUAAUAUGCUGCUAUAAAAUCACAAAGAAGAU
Messenger RNA from Rubroshorea leprosula, 1588 nucleotides. NCBI's taxonomy places the organism in Eukaryota, Viridiplantae, Streptophyta, Magnoliopsida, Malvales, Dipterocarpaceae. The record is from the annotation of a GenBank genome assembly.